Molecule: messenger RNA, 1503 nt
Organism: Talaromyces amestolkiae
Lineage: Eukaryota; Fungi; Ascomycota; Eurotiomycetes; Eurotiales; Trichocomaceae
Exons: 3
Coding region: 1-1503 (500 amino acids)
Biological process (GO): regulation of intracellular signal transduction; cellular response to L-arginine
Cellular component (GO): cytosol
Source: RefSeq, a predicted model, not a curated record
AUGGAUCAGUCACUCUCUCUUAUAUCAGCAACUGUACAAAUCACAGAUGCGGGUUUAGCCCUAGUACAUAUUCCGCUGGAAUUGUAUCCCUUCUUUGUUCAGCCACUCCUGCGCCUUCUCUAUUGCGAUAUACCUGCCAUCAAUAAGCUCGCAGAGGAAGAGGAGGAAGAUGUAGAGCGCGCCAGUUUGACACCGUUCAAUCUCGGCUUCAUUAAUUUCUCUCUGACCCCUGUCGAGUGUUCCGUGGUAUGCUCUCGCCAACUGGCAGAGCGGUUCUUCAUGCCGCUGGCAAACAAAUUCAACAAACUCGCUUCUUCGACUCAAAAAGUUUGGAUCAGUGACGAUGACUUUAUUGCUAUGCAAGUUGAAGGCCAAGGGUUGGACGCCGGCCGACGAGUGCUAGAGUUGACCGGCCCUCUUGCUCUUGCUGGAAUAUCUAUCUUCUUCAUCUCUACCUACUUCUCCGACUACAUCUUGGUUCCGGCCCGGUCAAAAGAUCAAGUCAUCCACACUUUGUCGAGUCAAGGUUUCACAUUCGAGACUGACUCCGACCAGUUCGUCAACAACUUCAACAUUCAAUCACCCCCAACUCCAGGCCUACAAUCAUCAAUACAUAGCUCACCACCAUCUACACCCCCGCCAUCCACAGUGAAUGAGCUCCAAACACGAACAUUUGACUUUCUGCGAAAGAACCGCAUCAUCCCUCGUGUGGACCAAACCGUUCAACUAGUGCAAUGCUCCGCUCACCAUCGCGAUGGUCAUACCGAGUCUUCGKCGGCCAUUCUACGGAAUGCGCUCACGACUGCUCUGUUGAUUGACCACCCCCGGUUUCUGUCGCUAACAUUGACGCCAGCCGACCCAGCUGCAUCGCUUUUAUUGGAGAAGCGCUUGCUGCCACGCUUUACGUUAGAUCCUAGCAUGCACUCAGACGAUGAGGAAACCAGUAUCCUCCUUGGCUCGAAGGAAGAUAUCCUGAUCCCCAUCACUCUCGACCUACGUGACGUCCCUAUCGACGCUACUGGUAUUGUCUGCGGCGUUGCGGGUCGUCUCGCCGAUGCCACAGGUCACAAUCGCGACCCUUAUUCAGGUGCCGCCAUGUCUGUUGUCAGCUCCCCAGCCAAUGAGUCCAAACGAUUCUCCUUUGGCUCUGUCAACAUCGACGACCUCCAAUUAUCCGAUAGCGUCAGCAGUUUGGCUCCGAGUACCUCUUCCGCCACCGGCCUAAAAGCUCCAGACUCUGUUUCUGAUGUCCCUCCACCAGGUCUUGAUACCUACAACCCUGCAUACGACCGACGACCGUCUCAUGACGCCGUCAACACCUUAAAAUCCACCUCCAUUCCACACCAUCGCCUAGAACCGGAGCAAUACGGCGAUGCCGUCGAGAUCAGUUUCCUGAGCACCGCUCGUGCCGGAACUGUUCUCGUUUGGGAACGCGAGAUCAACUUGGCUGUCCAAGCCUUGGAUGCCGAAAAGACCCAACCCGCACCCAUAGAUGCGGAGUAA